Andrographis paniculata is the source of this 1671-nucleotide messenger RNA. Its product is annotated as probable protein phosphatase 2C 38. Gene Ontology annotation, biological process: protein dephosphorylation. The record is from RefSeq and is a predicted model, not a curated record. The transcript has 4 exons. Lineage: Eukaryota; Viridiplantae; Streptophyta; Magnoliopsida; Lamiales; Acanthaceae. Gene Ontology annotation, molecular function: cation binding; protein serine/threonine phosphatase activity. The coding region runs from base 310 to 1437 and encodes 375 amino acids.
CUCCAUAUUCUCUCAUCUAAAUAUAUCUUGCUUCCCUGUCCUCCUCUUCCACCAGACACAUUUCCGAUCUGCCCAUACUUUUUUUCAAUUUUAUCUUCUUGUUAAUUUCUUUCACAUUUAUGCUGUCUGCCCACUCUGCUCGCUUACUGCUAUAUUUGGGUAUACUAUUAUAUAUCUCAAACUUAUCUAUCUCUAUUUUGGAUCAUAUCAUAUCUCAGUGAUCUGUUGCUUUAAUUGGAGUUUCUUCUUACCAUGUUUAAGGUUGUGUGUGAAUUCUGAUUUGUACGUACGUAGUUGUGUGAAUACAAUAUGGUGAAGCCUUAUUGGAAAACACUGCUUGGGGGUGCCGGAAAUUGGAGAUCAAGAGGCGACGGAAACCGCCGUGGCGGCGACCGGAGAAUAUGGCACAACUCCGGCCAUCACUUUUCCGGCGAAUUCUCGAUGGCUAUGGUUCAGGCCAAUGCGUAUUUGGAGGAUCAGGCCCGGCUCGAGUCAGGGCCACUGAGUUACCUUCAGUCGGGGCCGUAUGGUACUUUUGUCGGCGUUUACGACGGACACGGCGGCCCGGAGGCGUCGCGAUAUGUAAACGAACGCAUGUUCGAUAAUCUCAAGAGAUUUGCUUCGGAGAAUCAAGAGAUGUCGGCGGAUGUCAUAAGAAGGGCGUUCUUUGCGACGGAAGAUGAAUUUCUGUCCGUAGCAAGGGAGCAAUGGUGCGACAAGCCACAAAUGGCUUCCGUCGGGACGUGCUGCCUCGUCGCCGUGAUAUGCGAGGGAUCUUUAUACGUCGCCAACGCCGGCGACUCCCGGGCAGUCAUGGGCAGGGUGGAUGAAGAUGGAGAAAUCAGAGCCGUCCAGCUGUCAGUGGAUCACAAUGCUAAAGAAGAAUCGAUAAGAGAUGAGCUGCAGGCACUGCAUCCUAACGAUCCGCAGAUAGUUGUUCUAAAGCACAAAGUUUGGCGAGUGAAAGGCCUCAUACAAGUGUCGAGAUCGAUCGGCGAUGCGUAUCUAAAAUGCCCGGAGUUCAACAGGGAGCCAUUGCCGGCUAAAUUCAGGGUGCCGGAGCCGUUCGAGAGGCCGAUUCUGAGUCCAGAGCCGUCGAUAGUUGUGCAUGAGGUGGAGUGCGAGGAUCAGUUUGUGAUAUUGGCGUCUGAUGGAUUAUGGGAGCAUCUCAGCAACGAGGAGGCGAUCGAUAUCGUUUGCAGCCAUCCUCGCCGUGGGAUUGCGGGCAGGCUGGUUGAAGCUGCGCUGCGAGUGGCGGCGAGGAAACGGGAGAUGCGAUUCUCGGACAUGAAGAAAAUCGAACCCGGCGUGAGGAGGCAUUUCCACGACGACAUUACAGCGGUGGUGGUUUUCAUGGACGGAUCUUGUGGUGGAUCUUACGGUGGUGCUGUUUCUGUAAGAGGAGGGGAAGAUGUCUUCUGCUCUGGUGACUUGUGAUUUAGGUUAAUUAUAUAUAAUAUAUCUUAUCUUUGAUUUAGGGUUUCUGAGAGAGAAUCCAUUUCGUCUCAUCUCAUCUCAUCCCAUGUCUGAUGUUUUUGAAGAGUCUGGGAACAGAUCUGCAGCAGGAGCUUUGCUGUUCAUUGCUCUUGUAUAAAUUAUGUGUUGUCUUGUCUGAUUCUGGCCAAGCCAAUGAAUUAUUGAAUCGUCGUUUAUCAAAACAUAUAUCUACAA